AUUUUGGAUAUUUGUCUUCAAUAUUUAAGUUACGAUCCUAACUAUAACUAUGAAUCUGAUGAUAGUCAUAGUUGCCUUGCGAUGGACACUGAAGAAGGGGAAUAUGUCGACAGUGAUGAUUACAGUGACGAUGACGAUAUAAGUUGGAAAGUUCGUCGUGCUGCCGCAAAAUGUUUGGAAGCUUUAAUAAUAACUCGCCAUGAAUWUAUUGAGAGUUUUUGCCAAGAUUUGGGACCUAUAUUAAUAUUGCGUUUGAAAGAAAGAGAAGAAAAUGUGAAGUCGGACAUAUUUCACGUAUAUAUAACUUUGUUGAAAAGUGCAAAAGCACCACACCUUGUAGCACAAGAUCCAGAUUCUAUGGAAGAAAUUCCCCGAAUUUUCUCUCUUCUUCAAGAUCAACUAAAAGAUGUUAUUAAAAUKAUCCAACCUCUACUGCGUSAACGGUCGAUGAAAACUCGUCAGGACUGUUUUCUUUUAUUACGAGAAUUAUUAAAUGUAUUACCUGGAAGCUUAGGGCCAUAUUUAAAUGAUAUUGUCCCUGGUAUAAGUUACGCACUUUGUGAUAAAAAUUCCACAAGUAACAUAAAAAUUAGUGCAUUAGGAUUCUUAUGCUCUCUUUUAACAUGUCAUACACAAACAUAUCUUUUUCAACUUCAUAUUCCCACACUGGUACCAAUUAUAAUUACUGCAGUAUUUGAUUCAUUUUAUAAAAUUUCUACAGAAGCACUUCAAGUCAUGCAACAACUUGUAAAGGUUUGCAUUUAAUCCCCAAAUUCUACAAUUAGUAGUUGUUGAACUUAAACCGCUAAUAUCAGACUCAGAUCUUCAUAUUGCUCAAUAUUGUUUAAUACUUUUAACAGCGACAGCUCUUAAGCAUCCAAAAGCUCUUGAAGAUACUCAUGAGCAAUUUUUGCCUGCUGUAUUAAUGCUGGUGCGUUCACCGCUUUUACAAGGUAGUGCACUGACGUGCACGUUAAAUCUUCUUCAAGUCUUAGUUCAAACAAAUAUUCAUCAUUUGGACUACAAUUCUUUGCUCAAUAAACUUAUGGAUCCAGUUAUCAUUGAUAAUGAGCAGGUUCAUAAACAAGCCCAUCAUUCUUUAGCUAAAUGUAUAUCAUCACUCACUCUAAAAUGCCCCUGGGAAGCCAUACCUUUGGCGUCGCGUCUUCUUGAUUAUAUUCAAAAAACAACCGAAUGUAAUGAUAUAAAAAUGAGCUUUUGUCUAUUAACCAUURGAGAGAUUGGUCGCAAUUUUGACUUAAGUCCGAUUUUAUCUUUACCACAAACUUUAAUUGAUUGUUUUGGUGUUUGUUCUGAAGACGUCAAGAGUUCAUCAAGUUUGGCCUUAGGUGCUGUUGCAGUUGGUAGCUUGAAAUCUUAUUUACCCCUUAUAUUAAAAGAAACAGAAGGACAACCGAAAUGUCAAUACUUGUUAUUGCAUUCAUUAAAGGAAGUUAUAUCAGCAUUAUCUGUUACCCAACAUGGACUCUCUCAAUUACUACCUUCCGUUCCAUCUAUUUGGGUGCAGCUUAUAAAACAUUGUGAGAGUUCUGAAGAGGGUUCUCGAAAUGUUGUUGCGGAAUGUCUCGGAAAGUUAAUUUUGGUUAACCCAGAUGAACUAUUGCCACAACUUCGUGAUGCUUUAUAUUCUAAUAAUGCUAUAAUGAGAGCCGUGGUUGUAUCUUCUAUAAAAUAUACUAUAUCGGAUCAACCGCAACCAAUAGACCACUUAUUAAAACAAAAUCUAGGCGAGUUUCUUUCCUCUCUUCGUGAUCCUGAACCAGGAGUAAGGAGAGUAGCAUUGGUCACAUUCAACGCGGCCAUUCAUAACAAACCAACAUUAGUACGUGACCUACUGCCCACAUUAUUGCCUUUUUUAUACUCUGAAACAAAAGUAAAGUGUGAAUUAAUUCGUGAAGUUGAAAUGGGUCCAUUUAAGCAUACUGUCGAUGACGGUCUAGACAUUCGCAAAGCAGCUUUUGAAUGUAUGUAUACUUUGUUAGAGCAAGGACUUGACCGAGUUGAUGUGAAACAAUUUUUGGGACACGUGCAAGMUGGUUUAUGUGAUCAUUAUGAUAUAAAAAUGCUAACAUAUUUAAUGACAGCGCGUUUAGCUGUUUUAUGCCCUGAUGCAGUUUUACAACAACUUGACCAGUUUGUCUUGCAAUUGCGGGAAACAUGUAUUUACAAAGUAAAAGCAAAUUCUGUGAAACAAGAACACGAAAAGCMAGAUGAAUUAAAAAGGUCUGCACUAAGAGCCGUAUCUGCGUUAUCCCAAAUACCUAAUGCAGACAAAAAUCAACACUUCACGGAUUUCUUGAAAACAAUCAAAGAUAUACCGGAAUUGUGCAAAAUUUACGAAUCCAUUCAAAAAGACUCAAAUUCGGUCAACAUUGAAAACGCAUCGAUGGAUCAAAGUUAAAAAUGUGGAAACCAACACGUCAUCUAAAAAAUAUGGUAAAGGUUUUUCCUACGUAUUAUAUGUAGAUCUUUAAUAAAUAAAUUAAAAUUUCAUAUUAACUUCAA
This is a messenger RNA of Bactrocera latifrons, 2526 nucleotides long. It is a transcript of the gene Cand1, whose product is annotated as cullin-associated NEDD8-dissociated protein 1. The record is from RefSeq and is a predicted model, not a curated record. Gene Ontology annotation, cellular component: nucleus. Gene Ontology annotation, biological process: SCF complex assembly; protein ubiquitination. NCBI's taxonomy places the organism in Eukaryota, Metazoa, Arthropoda, Insecta, Diptera, Tephritidae.